Molecule: messenger RNA, 583 nt
Organism: Bufo gargarizans (Asiatic toad)
Lineage: Eukaryota; Metazoa; Chordata; Amphibia; Anura; Bufonidae
Gene: C1H18orf32
Product: chromosome 1 C18orf32 homolog
Exons: 3
Coding region: 107-361 (84 amino acids)
Biological process (GO): positive regulation of canonical NF-kappaB signal transduction
Source: RefSeq, a predicted model, not a curated record
UAUGACGUCACUCUGGUUACCGGAAGUGACAGUAAUUUCCGGGGUGAGGAGGUAACCUGUGUGACGGGGGUCGCUGCGCCAGAACCUCGUAAGAUAGUUCGCGACCAUGGUGUGCAUCCCCUGCAUCGUCAUUCCUAUCCUCCUGUGGGUCUACAAGAAGUUCCUGGAACCCAUCAUCUAUCCUGUCAUCUCCCCUUUCAUCAGCCGGUUAUGGCCCAAGAAAGCGGUGCAGAGCGACCCGGCCUCAGCAAGCAAGGGCAAAAUAGAGAGCAACGGCAGUGCAAAGACGGACAGUAAUGGGACUGCGAAUGGGAGCGUCGCUCAAGAACAUGACGGGACGGCGGAUAAAAAGACGGACUGAGAGCGCCACCCGUAAUAAAGGACUGAACACUCUGACCUCCCCCUUCCAGGGUCUCUCGCUCUCUUUUCUAUAAAGGAUGAUUUUAUUUAUUGAUUUAUGUAGACAAGUAACGAUGCAGACUCCUCCUGUACAUAUUAAUAUAUUGCAUUCCAGAUCAAAUUUCUAAAAAAUACUUUAUAACUGAGUAACAGAAAAAAAUAAACUAUUGGUCUCUGUACUGUC